Auanema sp. JU1783 is the source of this 3468-nucleotide messenger RNA. The record is from the annotation of a GenBank genome assembly. NCBI's taxonomy places the organism in Eukaryota, Metazoa, Nematoda, Chromadorea, Rhabditida, Rhabditidae.
AUGUUGUUACGUUUAUUAUUAUAUGCUGGUUAUUUGUAUUUAUCAUUAGCAAAUACUAUUAUUGUUUCUAAUAAUAAAUCUAUUCUUGUGGGUGAUAGUGUCAUCUUUCCAUGUACACUUGAAUUGACAGAAGAUAGUGAAGAUAUUUUAAGUCAAUGGAAGAGUAGCUCUGGUGAAUUAUUGGGUUUUCAUGAGGCUGGUCGUCUUGGUGGUCAUCAAGGCAGAUAUAGCUAUGUCAAAAGAAAGCCUGGAGAUUUAAGUUUAAAAAUUGAUCGAGUGACUUUGGAAGAUGAUGGCUUCUUUGAAUGCCAAAUGAUCAGUACUUCUUAUGGUCCAAGACGUGCAGAAGUCUAUUUGGAUGUCAUUGUUCCACCACAGAAAGUUGAUAUUAUCGAUCAUAAAACUGGUUCUACUAUUGACGUUAUUGAAAAUGAUAUUUUAAAUCUCACUUGUAUGAUAGGAAAUACUAAACCGGAAGUGGAUAUAAGCUGGUUUUUAAAUGGAAAAAUGAUUGAGGAUGAGGUAAAUAGGAAGAAUAACUACAAUUUGAACAAGACUGUCACUAACUAUGCGAAUAUAAUUUGGCGUCCAAGAAAAUCAGACCAUGGCAAAUCGUUAACAUGUCAAGGCUAUCAACAAGCCAGUUCAACAUCUCUACAGGCUAAUUUGACUUUAAACAUUCUAUACACUUCUGACAAGCCAGUUCUCACGAUAGUUGAGGAUGAGACUCACAUACGACAAGGUGAUAACGUAACUCUUGUUUGCAACGUUCAAGGAGGUAAUCCGCCACCAUCUGUUAUAUGGUAUGCAAGAGAAAAGCCGAUUGGACAGAAAUAUACUUACAAUCCAGUGACAAAGGAAACAAUCAAUACUCAUGUUGUUACAGUGGAUUAUACUGAUAAUACAGUACCAUAUGAGUGUAGAGCUGUCAAUAAAGGUCUGUCAAAAGUAUUAUCGAAUGAAUUGAUUCUUGAUGUUGCAUAUCCACCUAAGACAGUUGUAAUUGAGGGUGAAUCGACUGUUAUCUACGGUGAAACAACAACAUUAGAAUGUUCAUCGAGUGAGUCUAAUCCACCAUCUAAAAUACUUUGGAAUGUCAAUGGUCAAUCAAUGGUCACAGAUAGCUAUACACAUGUAAAGACCAAGAUAGGAGUUAUCACUAAAUCCAAUUUAACCAUUCAUUCAUCGGAGGUUGUAAACCGGCGGCAUCUUAUAACAGUUGAGUGUACAGCUCAAAACUCAGAAGGAUCAACAUCUGCUCAACAUGUCGUGAAGUUAUUAGAACCACCUCAUAUGCCAGUUAUAUCUGACUUAGAUGAUAGUGCUCAUAUGGAAGGGGAUGUAGUUAAUGUAACUUGUGAAGUCUCAGGUGGAUAUCCAUUGGCUGAGAUAUCUUGGUACCGAGGACAAGCAAAGAUAUCUGGUGCUAGAGUAUCAACAACUGAAACGAGUGUUAUAUCCAUCAUUUCUAUUCCACUUGAACGCUCAAUGAAUAAUCAAUUGCUUACAUGUGAAGCAAAGAACGCUGCUCUUCGAGAACCUUUAAGAGUCAAUAGAUCUUUGAAUGUACUAUUUCCUCCGAGAAGAGUUUCUGUAAGACACGAAAGCCAAUAUACCCAACUAAUAGCAGGAAAAGAAGCUCGUUUAGUAUGUUCAGCAUCAUACUCUAACCCACCAGCUGACAUUAAAUGGCAUUUCUAUCCAAAUGGCGAGAGGCAGCCUUUCAUAGUUGCUGGGGAAACAACUGUUAAUGAAACCUCUCACGAUGCAGGUUUUACGGUUGAAAGUACUGUUACAUUCAUACCCAAUGAGAAGCACGAUGAAACAGUUGCUCGUUGUUUUGCUACAAGUCCCGUUUGGACAUAUGGGAAAAACGCUUCAAUACCUUUGACUGUUUUCUAUUCCCCUCAAUCCUUAGGAGAUAGUAUAAUUAAUGUGGUUGUUCAAGAAGGCGAUUUCUUCCGCAAAAAUUUCAGUAUGAGAGGAAAUCCUCCAAUAUCGGCUUGGAGAUGGGGAAAGAACAAUAUACCUUUUGAUCAUACAGUUGGUAAUGUUUUUGCUAGAGGAGCUACUUUGACAGGACGAAUGGUUAAAAAAAGUGAUUCUGGAAUUUAUACGGUUACAGCUAUCAACAGCAUCGGAACUAUCAACGUUACAAUAAACCUGACUGUUGAGUUCAGUGCUAAGAUUGUAAGUAUUUCUUCACCUAUAAUCGCAACAUUAGGAGAAAUGGCCUUGCUAGAAUGUGAAGCAGAAGCAGAGCCAAUGAAUAAGAAACUUCUGACUUGGAUGAGAAACGAUCAAGAGAUGAAUGCCUCAUAUGUCGGAUACAGUAGAGCUUUUCUACGUCUCAACAUAACAGACGAAACAGUAGGAGAGUACAGUUGCGUCGCCAAUAACGGAAUCGGGUUGCCAGAUGUCAAAUACACUUACCUACUUAUCAAAACCCCACCGCGUAUUCUGAAGAUUCCUUCGCUUUCAAGAGCAGCAGGGCCACUAGGUGGCAGAGCACGCGCAAGAUGCCGAGUCAAUACUGUACCAGAUGCAGAGUUCGUUUGGUAUAGAGGAGGAGAUGUAAUAAAGAGUAAUAACUCUAAGUAUAAUAUACACAGUACUCAACAGAACUAUUCUGUUUUCGAGAGCGUACUGUACAUCAACGCCUUAUCUCCUGAGGAUUAUGCUAGUAAUGUUCGAUGUGUGGCUAAAAACAGUCUUGGAUCAGAUUCAUUCUCUAUAGCUGUUGUCGCACCAUCACCGCCACAUGCUCCAACUGAUAUUGAGUUGACCAAAGCAUCAUCCGAUUCAUUACAAUUCAUGUGGGAACCUGGAUUCGAUGGAGGAUACAAUCAAAUGUUCGAAGUUCGCUAUCAGAAAGAGGGUGAAGAAAUCGUUCAUGGAAUCAACACUACGCAAUCCGCGAUCACUUUAACGGGUCUAAAGUAUGGUACAACAUAUAAUAUUAAAUUACGUGCAAUCAACGAACGUGGUUUCUCUUCAAAGUUCACUGCACCAGUCUUUACGGCAACAACGCUAUCCGAAAACGGUACAACUGUGACCGAUGCCAAAAAAUCUUUCCAAUUCAAAGAUCUCUUUGUACUACAAAAGCUACAUUACAUCAUUUUCGGAACAAUUCUAUUGUUCUGCAACUGUAUUGUGUGUUGCUUUAUCCAUCGGAGGCACAAGCAGAACCAAUUGAGAGAAAAAACGUCUUUCAUACGAACUGCAAAUAAUGGCGAACGAAUGAGGCCAGUUCAGAUGUAUGGAACGAUGAUGCAGUCAACAGCUUAUGGACACGAGGAUGUUCAUGACUUGAGCGAGGACGAUCACAGCAUUAAAACAAUGAUAGAAACAAGUUCGAGGAACAACAAUCCGCCGUAUACAGCGUAUACAGAGCGUGGUAACUAUCGUGAGACUAGUCUAUACGAUCCUUACUACGACUUGUUAAUGAGAAAUGCACUUAAUGUUUGA